Messenger RNA from Mus caroli (Ryukyu mouse), 3862 nucleotides. It is a transcript of the gene Abcb10, whose product is annotated as ATP binding cassette subfamily B member 10. Gene Ontology annotation, cellular component: mitochondrial inner membrane. The record is from RefSeq and is a predicted model, not a curated record. Gene Ontology annotation, molecular function: ABC-type oligopeptide transporter activity; ATP binding; ATP hydrolysis activity. Gene Ontology annotation, biological process: oligopeptide export from mitochondrion. NCBI's taxonomy places the organism in Eukaryota, Metazoa, Chordata, Mammalia, Rodentia, Muridae.
GAAAGGGCUCGGACGCUCCAGGUUCACAAGCCGUGGAGGGCGCAGGAGCGCGAAAAAGCUUCCGCGUGCGGCUGCCGGGCGCAGGCGCUGGCGACUGCCUCCCGGACAAGGCACUGCCGGGGAGCUACCGGCUGGUCGCCGCCCAGGGGUGGACCCUACGCGGCGGAAGGCGCGGCCCGGGCGCCCGCCCGAUGGGGCGGGAGGGGCGGGCCGCUGCUGCGUCCCCGCCCUGUGCUCGGGCCGGGCGGGGAGGGUCCCGGGGCGUGCGGCCCGGCCGGUUGGUGAGACUGUCCGGGCAGACGCAGCGCCAUGCGCGCCCCUUCUGCUAGGGCGCUGCUGCUGAUUCCGCGCCGGGGCCCUGCCGUGCGAGCAUGGGCCCCGGCCGUCUCCUCUCGGACAUGGCUGGCUUCUGAAUGGACCCCGCUCGUACGCGCGUGGACCUCUCUGAUCCACAAGCCGGGUCCGGGCCUCCGCUUUCCCGCGCCCCUAUCCGGGCUGCCUGGCGGCGUGGGGCGGUGGGCCACCUCCUCGGGGGCCCGCAGGUGCUGGGUGCUGGCAGGACCCCGCGCCGCGCAUCCCCUGUUCGCCAGGCUCCAGGGUGCAGCUGCCACCGGUGUGCGAGACCUUGGGAACGACUCGCAGCGGCGUCCCGCGGCGACCGGGCGCUCAGAAGUAUGGAAGCUCCUGGGGCUGGUGCGCCCCGAGCGCGGGAGACUGUCAGCUGCAGUUGGGUUUCUGGCUGUGUCCAGUGUCAUCACCAUGUCUGCCCCCUUUUUCCUGGGGAGGAUCAUUGAUGUCAUCUAUACCAACCCAAGCGAGGGCUAUGGCGACAGCCUGACUCGGCUCUGUGCUGUGCUCACCUGUGUGUUCCUGUGCGGCGCUGCCGCCAACGGCAUUCGUGUCUACCUCAUGCAGUCUUCAGGUCAGAGCAUUGUGAACAGGCUGCGCACCUCUCUGUUCUCCUCCAUUCUAAGGCAAGAGGUUGCUUUCUUUGACAAGACCCGCACAGGCGAAUUGAUUAACCGCCUCUCCUCGGAUACCGCACUCCUGGGGCGCUCCGUGACUGAGAAUCUCUCAGAUGGCCUGAGAGCUGGGGCCCAGGCCUCUGUUGGUGUUGGCAUGAUGUUUUUUGUGUCACCAAGUCUGGCCACCUUUGUUCUGAGUGUGGUACCUCCCAUCUCUGUCCUCGCUGUGAUUUAUGGGCGAUAUCUACGGAAACUGUCCAAAGCCACACAGGACUCCUUGGCAGAAGCCACACAGCUAGCUGAGGAGCGGAUUGGAAACAUAAGAACCGUCCGAGCUUUUGGGAAGGAGAUGACGGAAGUGGAGAAGUACACCAGCCGAGUGGACCAGUUGCUGCAGCUGGCACAGAAGGAGGCCUUGGCACGAGCCGGCUUCUUUGGAACAGCUGGGCUCUCGGGAAACCUGAUUGUGCUGUCUGUCCUGUACAAAGGAGGCCUGCUCAUGGGCAGUGCCCAUAUGACAGUGGGCGAGCUCUCUUCCUUCCUCAUGUACGCUUUCUGGGUUGGAUUGAGCAUCGGAGGACUGAGUUCAUUCUACUCCGAGCUGAUGAAAGGCCUGGGUGCUGGUGGGCGGCUCUGGGAGCUGCUGGAGAGACAGCCACGGCUGCCUUUUAACGAGGGGAUGGUGUUAGAUGAGAAAACCUUCCAGGGUGCCCUGGAGUUCAGAAACGUGCGCUUCACAUACCCUGCUCGCCCAGAGGUGUCCAUAUUCCAGGAUUUCAGUCUUUCCAUCCCGUCUGGAUCUGUCACAGCGCUGGUUGGCCCAAGUGGUUCUGGGAAAUCAACAGUGGUUUCGCUCCUGCUGCGGUUGUACGACCCUGAUUCUGGAACAGUCAGCCUUGAUGGCCAUGACAUUCGUCAGCUAAACCCCGUCUGGCUGAGAUCCAAGAUUGGGACAGUGAGUCAGGAGCCAGUCCUGUUCUCCUGCUCUAUCGCUGAGAACAUUGCCUACGGAGCUGACAACCUCUCCUCGGUCACAGCCCGGCAGGUGGAGAGGGCCGCGGAAGUGGCCAACGCUGCCGAGUUCAUCCGAAGCUUCCCACAGGGCUUCGACACUGUGGUCGGGGAGAAGGGCAUCCUCCUGUCCGGUGGGCAGAAGCAGAGGAUCGCAAUAGCCAGAGCCCUGCUGAAGAACCCCAAAAUUCUUCUACUUGAUGAAGCAACCAGUGCACUGGAUGCCGAAAAUGAGCACCUGGUCCAGGAGGCACUUGACCGGCUGAUGGAAGGGAGAACCGUGCUGGUCAUAGCCCACCGCCUGUCCACCAUUAAGAAUGCCAACUUUGUUGCUGUCCUUGACCAUGGAAAGAUCUGUGAACACGGGACACAUGAAGAGCUGCUCCUGAAGCCCGAUGGGCUUUACAGAAAACUGAUGAACAAGCAGAGUUUCCUAUCAUAUAAUGGAGCAGAGCAGUUCCUGGAACCUGCACGGGCGUAGCCUGCAGUGCAGGUAUUGGGUAACUGAAGCAGGGCUGUGACUCUAUCAUAUACUUAUCAGUACCCUGUCCACAGACAGAAACAGAGCAGCAGCUAGCGGUGGGCUGUCUGAGAGACCUUAAAACCAAACAGCAUUGCAGAGAACAGGGCCUGGAGGCUGUGUGAAGCCUGGGAGCAUACUUCAGUUAUUCGAAAUAUGCCUCUUUCCACAAAGAGUGCACAAUGUCAUUUUAUGAUGUACCUGUUCUCCCAGACCUUUCUUCAGUUGUAAAAUCGUAGCUCUCUAAAUGUCUAAAGCGCUGAAGUGACUGCAGGGUUCCAGUGUUUGCUAGCCCAGCAGAACACCUCACUUCCUGUGCAUGCUGUCAGAGUCGAGUUGUUCUCAGGUGACAAUUUUAAAAAGGGAAUUAGAAACUAAAGGCCUAACUAAUUUAAGCCACUGGCGCACCUACCUAGGGCCACUGAGGGAAAGUUUGACACGUCCAUCCUCCGUUCCCUUCCGGUGUCAGAGUUCUGGAACACUACAAGGCUGUACCUGUCCAAAUGUGCAGUGUUCACCAUUUGAGCACCAGAGCCUGACACAUUUUGCCAAAGGAAGAAGUCCUGUUCUGUAAACUGGAAAGCUUCUAUUUUUUUAAUUACCUCCUUGUUUAAUGACUCCUUUUGGGAAGCAAGGUACAGAUAACCAGGCGUUAUCAACAGAGGUGGAUGAAAAUCCAUGGCACAUCUGUUGAAGCAUGUAUUUUGAAAAAAAAAAUGUGAUUCCCAGGUAUAUUGUAGUUUUAUAUUUUAAAUUUUUAUUAAUAAGGCUGAAUCUGAAUAAUAUAAUUUUCAGCCUUGCAGAGGCAUCAGAAGGAAGAUCAGCCUUUGGGAAGCAUCACAGUUAAGUCACAUGUGGUCCUGCCGCUGUGACUCUGAGUCCUAGGAACCUUCAGAAGUCACUUUGUGGCAAGUGUGCCUGCCCUUCCAAGCCCCAGAGAACGUCUAACUGCAGAGCCAAGGCUAGGAGAUGAAACCCUGCAUGGUCUGGGGGGAGGAGGCUCCUGAAUUGUUUAUUGUGUAGACAUGGAUCCUGUGAAGGAAAAACCUAAACCCGAGGGUAAUUGUUGCAGCAUCCAGUUCAUGUUGAGGAUUUCAACAGUCAUGAAAUAAGCACUCUGGUUUCCAAAAGAAAGAGUAGAGUGGCUCACACCCACCUGAGCUUUAAAACCAGCCAGCGCUUGAGACUGUUUCAUACAGAGAUUUGAAGAGUUUGGAAGCCCUGCUCCAUGGAGUGCAUGGAACCUUAACUGGGAGCUGCCGGAUAAAUGUGCCCUUGCUCCCUGUUCUUAUGGUUUGUCACCUACAGUGUCACAGCUCUUAUAGCAAUGACAGUGGCUAAUGAAUAUGAAUUUGCUUUUUUUUUU